Penicillium nucicola is the source of this 1968-nucleotide messenger RNA. RefSeq lists its product as uncharacterized. The transcript is spliced from 4 exons. The coding region runs from base 1 to 1968 and encodes 655 amino acids. NCBI's taxonomy places the organism in Eukaryota, Fungi, Ascomycota, Eurotiomycetes, Eurotiales, Aspergillaceae. The record is from RefSeq and is a predicted model, not a curated record.
AUGGCGAACAAUACAUCUACCGAUGAUGAGCAAGGACAAAUUUAUCAGUGGCUAUCCUCAGUGAAAGAUGCAGAUCAAACUCUGGAUAAAAUUGCCGCAGAUACGAAACAGCAGGGUUGGGGUGUCACGGCAAUGGCCACUACUCCUCUCAUAUCAUUGGAAUCACCCGGAGACUUGCCUGGAAUUACUCGUUCAACUCACAGAAAACGGAGUAUCGACCAUCGUGGCCAAUCCCGAGAGUCGCUUCAUAUCCAAAGUCCCACACGAAAUCAAGACCGCAACAAGAGAGCACGGCAUAGCUAUGAGCGAAAACCCAGACACAAGACCCACGAUGAUCAUUACGAGUACAAAGAGCCAUCAGCUGCAGCGUCUCGACCACUUGUCCGCAAGGGCAAGGCCAAGAAUGGACACGGCAGAAAGCACACGUUGAAUGAUGAUUUUCAAGCUGUCAACGUCACUGGGAACAGACUGACGAUUCCCAAUCAAGCACGUCUGGGCAUCUUCAACAAGGGAAAAACAUCUUCGACAGCCGAUCACCCUACCCGAUCAUCGGAGGAAUCCCGCCGAGUCCGACUUAGCCUUUUCCGAGAUGACCUUUUAUCACGGAAAAAGACCACCAGUCCUGGGGCAAUGUUGACUGCUGCCGAGGAUACUCCUUUUAUGCAGCAUGAAAAGCCGACCCAGUCGAAAGGGUCGAUCAAGUUAUCUUCGAACAAUGCAUCAAAGACGCACACUGGAAAUUCAUUCCACAGGUCAGCGCAACAAUUCGCCUUAUCUCCCAUGCCUCUGUCCUCCUUUGCCUGUGCUCCCACGAACAAGAUUUCGUUGGCCUCCAAACCGUGUGUGUGUACCCUCCCAGGUAUUCAAGUUGAAAAGGGCGGGAUAUCCGAGCAGUCUUCUUCUCCAUAUACCUGGCCCGAGAGCGAAGCCCAAGAUACACUCCGAGAGCUUGCUCUGCAACAAUACCUUCUAGAAGUUUUACACUCUGGCUUGGACCCACAUGCUGCCUCUAGUGUUACCUCUGAUCACCUGCCAUCCCUCAGGUAUUGGAGUCUCGCUGAGCUUUGGAUGCUUUUGGAAGAGCGAAAAGCGUCGUGGUCGACAGAGACCGACAAAAAGCAACCUGUGUCGCUCAACCCGAAAUCAAGAGAUCAGAGCUCAGCGAAACAAGCAGUACAGCCAUCGUUUACAGUCGUAGCACCGUCCCCACAGGGACUAGUUUGUGCUGAUGUCAACCCCCAGGCAACUUCGAAUUCAAGGGUCGCACUUGACCUCUCUCAUGGAGGGCAUAGUGGUUUUUUCUUCAGGGGAGAUAAAGGUCAUCCUCAUCAGCCAAGAGGUCGAUGCGGAGAUGUGUCAUCGGAGAUAAUCGAAGACUGCAACAGCUCGGGUGCCUCGCCUGAAGGUCGCCAAAGCCCACCUCGAGCAAAGGCUGAGUACUUCUCCACUUUUCCACAACAAGAAUUCCCAAAGAGCGCCUCUUUCAUUGAUCUCGAGGAUUUGGACCACGUUGAAGAUGACGACUCAUUUUAUGAAACACUGGAUACUGCUUACCAUGCUAUCAUAGGCCCCGAUGCUGCAGGGCAAGAUGAUGUCUUAGAGGCACCUGACUCACCUGUCCUCCUGGGCUCUUCAAGAUUUAACGAAGCAAGUGAUCCAUUUACCACGCCACAGUCGACCGGGGAUAUGAGCGUUGUCCUCGCUACUCAACUUGAGAAAAUAGAACAACCGCCACCCCUUGCUCAGAGCAUCAAGCCGGAAAGAGCUGACACAGAAAGCUUGAGACUAAGUCACCAGGAUAAGCGACUUAGGAACUCUUCAAAGAAGGGAGGGCUUGGUCAAAACACAAUCCUGCCAUGGUUGACUGGAUACAACAAUCCAAAGAUACUCGUUCCAACCUCAAGCACAUUGGAGCAAAAUCAGGACCCGGAUUUGUCUCACUUUUGGCGGCAUAACAGAUUGUAUUAA